Molecule: messenger RNA, 736 nt
Organism: Aspergillus brunneoviolaceus CBS 621.78
Lineage: Eukaryota; Fungi; Ascomycota; Eurotiomycetes; Eurotiales; Aspergillaceae
Product: anaphase promoting complex subunit 11
Exons: 2
Coding region: 103-477 (124 amino acids)
Biological process (GO): positive regulation of mitotic metaphase/anaphase transition; protein ubiquitination; anaphase-promoting complex-dependent catabolic process
Cellular component (GO): nucleus; anaphase-promoting complex
Molecular function (GO): ubiquitin protein ligase activity; cullin family protein binding; zinc ion binding
Source: RefSeq, a predicted model, not a curated record
CUAGUAUCGAUUCCACUCUCCUUCCUCCUCCCAGUUUUGCGUCUGCGUCCUCACUUUCGGUCUGGUGUCCAGCCCAAGUACAAGCUCAAGCCCAAAUUAAUCAUGAAGGUCACUAUCAAAGAGUGGAACGCCGUCGCGACCUGGCGCUGGGACAUGCCCGACGAUGAGGUCUGUGGUAUUUGCCGCGUCCAGUUCGAUGGUACCUGUCCGACCUGCAAGUUUCCCGGCGACGAUUGCUCUUUACUGCUUGGGAAAUGCGGCCAUUCCUUUCAUAUGGUGCGAUUGCGGAUCCCAAUGUCCUCAUGGCGCAAGCGAGACACUACUGACCGAACCCAGCACUGUUUGAUGACAUGGAUCCAGCAAGAGUCCUCCAAGGGACUCUGUCCCAUGUGCCGACAGAGUAAGUCACUAUCAUGGCAUCACUUUCUGAAUAUGCACUUAGGCUUUACGUGCAGAAUUCGAAUGGAAACAGAAUGACGAAGAACAACAACAAGAACAACAACAAUAGCUGAUGAAUGACCAUCUGCUGUUCAUUCGAAGAAGGCGUUGACAGGCUCAGCCACUACGAUACCCAUUCCAUUCUACCUGGUUUCAUUAGGUACUCAUUGUUAUAUGCAAUUCUGCAUCUCCUCAUUCAUGUACAUAUACCCCAUCCUAGCAAUCAUCCCAAGCAGCGCCGAGUAUUUACAAUCGGCGAUCGGAUCACCUGACCGGUCUUAUCCUGCCUUAUCGAUAA